Messenger RNA from Aspergillus eucalypticola CBS 122712, 1245 nucleotides. RefSeq names its product general substrate transporter. The record is from RefSeq and is a predicted model, not a curated record. Gene Ontology annotation, biological process: transmembrane transport; carbohydrate transport. Gene Ontology annotation, cellular component: membrane. Gene Ontology annotation, molecular function: carbohydrate:proton symporter activity. The coding region runs from base 1 to 1245 and encodes 414 amino acids. The transcript is spliced from 6 exons. NCBI's taxonomy places the organism in Eukaryota, Fungi, Ascomycota, Eurotiomycetes, Eurotiales, Aspergillaceae.
AUGGGAUUCGGACGGAAGUUUCUGUCCGCUAUAGGCACGAACAACUCAUAUGAGGGGAAGACUGUGUCGAUUUCUGUGCUCUCCCCCAAUAAAGUACAUCAUGGUUUCUCAUCUACUUCAUCUAUUCCCAUGAUGAAGCAAAUAUAUGCCUCUCCUCCCCAAGCAAAUCAGACGGCCAGCCAUUCUGCUCCUGGAAGUUUUCAAGCGGGUGCAUUCUUCGGUGCCAUUUUUGGGUUCUUCUUCGCCGAGUAUUUUGGUCGGAAGCCCGUCAUUAUCGGAUCGAGCGCUGUCUUUACCAUUGGAUCAGGCCUCCAACUCGUGGGACGUAUUGAUGAGCUCUACGCCGGACGGGUGUUGACAGGACUAGGAAGCAUCCUCCACCAUGAUUCCCGUUUACACGCCGAAUGUUCUCCAGCCCUCGUCCGUGGGCGCCUCGUCGGUUGCUUCGCGAUCAUGCUACAGGUGGCUCUUGUCUUCGGAUUCUGGGUUAACUACGGCAUGAUUCCAGCUGGGCUGCUAUUGAUCUGCCUGUCAUGGAUAAUAGAAAGCCCACGUUGGCUGGCUAGCAAGAAUCGAAUCGUCCAAGCACAGAAAAACCUCGCUUGGGUUCGCAAUCUUCCAUUCGACCACCCCUACGUGGUCAAUGAGUUGACCGAAAUUCAGGCUGCUGUCAACCAAGAACUUGAGAUGAGUGGCGGAAGACGGACACUGUCACACAUUAUCGUGUUCACCGGAACCUCAGUCGGGCUCCUAGCGACCGGAGUGUAUGGCCUAGUCAAAAUGUGCACAACAACAGUAUUCAUGAUCUGGAUCGUGGAUCGGUAUGGACGUCGCGGUCCCUUACUAGUUGGCGCGAUCGGUGCAGCAGUGGCGAUGUUUUACCUGGCCAUAUAUUCCCAACUAAGUCAGUCCUUCGACCAAGUUCCACCCAGCGACUCUGGGUCACGAACGGUGGUCGCAAUGAUCUACGUUUAUGCAAUUUUCUACGGCUUCUCCUGGAACAGCAUACCCUGGAUAUUUGCAUCGGAAAUCCUUCCAACCCGCGUGCGAACCAUCGGGAUGAUGUCAUGUACUAUCGUUGCUUUGGCCUUUGCGUACUUAUUUGUUCCGGAAACGGAGGGGGUUCCGUUGGAGGAUAUGGGCAUCUUAUUUGAGGCAGAUGUUAGUGUCUUUGCUACGAAAACCCUAAAGAAUUAUCUGGAGUUUCGACAGGCGGAGUCGAGGGUGGCUGCUGAAGCUCAGUAG